AUAACUGCAAACACUUCAAUAUAAUCAGAAGCCAAACACCAAGUUUUGAAGAAAGAAAGCCAUGGCUGUCUUGUCCAAUAUCAAAAUUCCAUUCCUCUUCUUCUGUAUGAUCCUUUCUUUCACUUCACCAUGUUAUUCUGACCCCGACCAGCUACAAGACUUCUGUGUUGCUGACCUUAACGCUACCACGACUUUCCUAAAUGGGUUUCCUUGCAAACCAGUUUCACAAGUUUCAUCAAGUGAUUUUUUCUUUAGUGGCAUGACCAAGGAAGGGAACAUCAACAAUAUUUUUGGGGUUGGCGUUACUCCAGGUAAUGUUCUUUCAUUUCCUGGGCUAAAUACACUUGGACUUUCAAUGAACCGUGUCGACUAUGCACCUGGUGGAGUUAAUCCAUUGCACUCGCACCCUAGAGCAACUGAAGCUGGAGUCAUCAUAAAGGGAAAAGUACUUGUUGGGUUUAUAAGUACUACAAAUGUUUUCUACUCAAAGGUUUUGAAAGUUGGAGAGAUGUUUGUGAUCCCCAAGGGACUUGUGCACUUUCAGAAAAAUGUCGGAAAAGGGAAGGCUGUCACCAUAACUUCUUUCAAUAGUCAAUUACCCGGGGCUGCCAUACUUCCUGCUACUCUCUUUGCAUCAAACCCUCCGAUCCCUAAUGAUCUUUUGGCUACGAACUUCCAGGUUGAUGAGACAGUCAUCACUAGCAUAAAAUCUAAGUUCGGUUCUUCCUAAAUUUCUUCGUAUCCUAUGAUGAGAUUCUUGUAAUUUUAUGUCUUGCGCAAAUUGAUUGUAUCCGCAGUUAUGUUUAUUAGAUUUGAUAUAAUAAGGGAUUGAACAUCCCACUGUUUUGAUA
This is a messenger RNA of Papaver somniferum (opium poppy), 851 nucleotides long. RefSeq names its product germin-like protein subfamily T member 2. The record is from RefSeq and is a predicted model, not a curated record. The transcript has a single exon. Bases 62 to 730 code for a protein of 222 amino acids. Lineage: Eukaryota; Viridiplantae; Streptophyta; Magnoliopsida; Ranunculales; Papaveraceae. Gene Ontology annotation, cellular component: cell wall. Gene Ontology annotation, molecular function: manganese ion binding.